This is a messenger RNA of Asterias rubens (European starfish), 3772 nucleotides long. RefSeq names its product solute carrier organic anion transporter family member 2A1-like. The coding region runs from base 179 to 2383 and encodes 734 amino acids. The record is from RefSeq and is a predicted model, not a curated record. The transcript has 12 exons. Gene Ontology annotation, cellular component: membrane. Gene Ontology annotation, molecular function: protein binding. Gene Ontology annotation, biological process: transmembrane transport; sodium-independent organic anion transport. Lineage: Eukaryota; Metazoa; Echinodermata; Asteroidea; Forcipulatida; Asteriidae.
UAACCGAUUAGAUUUGUAGGGUGGAUCACAAUCAGUGCAAAGAGAUAGUCACAAUCAAUGUAAGGCACAAAUUUUCUCGCAGGUACACUCAGCUCUAGAAAAACAUGGGAUUUGAGUUUUAAAACGACCAACUUGCAGCUUUGGAACUUAUGUACACAGGAAACACAACUGGAUCAUCAUGACUGUAGACAACGAGACGAAGAACGGCUACCACCCGGUGCAGAACGGAGACAAUAUCACUGCUGGAGACAAGACUAAGGAACAGAUGAUGGUCUCUGAAGAAGAGGCAUAUCGAGAUGAUCAACUUAAGCAAGAAGAGAAGUGUUGCUGCGGCUUCAUGCAACGCCUGGCAUCCCCAUACCUUUUCGGCGUCUUAGUUUGCUCGCUGUACUUCAUACAGGCGGCUGCAUUUGCUUCAAAUGGAGGUGGUGUCUUGAGUACAAUCGAGAGACGUUUCCAGCUCAAGACAUCAGAGCUCGCACCGUUCCUUAUCGCCAAUGACAUAAUGAGCGUCAUCCUGGUCCUCUUCGUGACGUACUACGGUCACACCAGUCACCGACCUCGCCUCAUCGGUGGAGGAGGCUUUCUCGUCGGCGUAGGUCUCCUGCUCUGCACGCUGCCACAAUUCAUCUAUGAUACACCGCCGCAGUUCACUUCAAAACAAGUAGGAAUUGAAAACAAUACAACACCAUCCGCAGGCGGAGAGACCUAUCAGGUUUGUCAGAUAGCUGAUAAUCCAAUGGGAGGUGAAUCUCAUGAGGUAUGCACUGAAGAAGAGGAGAGGAACUCAGGCUCACUCAUGUGGCAGGUAUCCUGGAUCAUAAUUGGUCAGCUGUUAACUGGGAUAGGUACCAGUCCGAUCUCACCACUGUCUGUUACGUACAUGGACGAUAGCCUCAAGCGUACAUCAACAUCAGUUUAUGUAGCCUGCAUGUUCAUAUCUAGCUCUCUUGGCUCCCUUGCUGGCUUCACAAUCAGCGGGUUCUGUCUCUCCAUAAACGCCGAUUUCCUCAAGGGUACAGUGUUCACCACACCGGGUGAGCCCAACUGGCUUGGUGCAUGGUGGCUAACGUAUGCGAUAACAGGCGUGUUGACCAUAGCAGUCAGCAUUCCAAUCAUGAUGUUUCCUAAGAAGAUGCACCCCAAGAAGAAGGAGGCUGAUGGUGGACUGGAAAAGGAGGGCCAAGAACAGAAUGGUAUCGGGUCCCUCUACCGACUCAAUGCACACAGCGAAGGCAAGGGGAUAUGCGCAAGUUUAAAAGGUUUCUUGAGUGCCAUUCGUCGAUUGGUGACCAAUCUCACCUUCAUGUCACUCAUUCUCGGAGUCUGCGCAUUCCUGUUUUCCAUGAUGGGUGGCUUUGUGUUCAUGGCCAAAUACAUCGAGACACAGUUUUCCGUUUCAGCUGCCAUGGCCCCAAUGCUUUUUGGUAUUAUGAUGGCACCGGGCUCCCUGUUCGGCAACCUGAUUGGAGGCUUUGUGGUCAAGAAACUCAAACUGACCAAGAAGGGCAUGGCUCGAAUGGUGGUCGUACUCAAGCCAUUUUCUCUGGUGUUCAUCAUCAUGUUCUUCUUCAUAGGUUGUGAAAAUCGGGAUAUCGCCGGUAUAACUGUCAAUUAUCCAACGUCAAACAGGACAACCGUUGAUCUACCGAAUCUCAAUGCACAAUGCAACGCUGACUGCGCAUGCACAUCAGACUACACGCCCGUCUGUGGCUCAGACGGUGUGACGUAUGCGACGCCGUGUCACGCUGGUUGCCUAGCAAUGAUGAAAGAAGUGCUCGUCGGGGAAGUGGACACCAUGAACGUAACGAUGUAUACAAAUUGUAGCUGCAUCACUGGUGUUGAUAGCAAAGGGGUUUUCCAUCACACCGCGGUACCAGGCGAGUGCCCGAAGGAGUGCAACUCACUCGUUCCAUUUGUAGCUCUCUCCAUGGUCAGUGUUCUGCUUGGUACCAUAAUGGGCAAUCCAGGGUUCAUGCUCCAACUCAGGACUGUACACGAUGACGAUCGUUCAAUAGCUGUUGGAUUCACUUCACUGUUGCUACGCCUAUUCGGGUUUAUUCCAUCACCAAUUGUCUUCGGCUCAGCCAUUCAAACAGCAUGUAUCUUUCUCCAGUCGUCUUGUGGUAAGACCGGUAACUGCUUGGUCUACGACAUCGUGCAUUUCAGAUAUGCGCUCAUGGGCCUGACCUUCGGAUUUGAAUGUCUGGCUGCGGUGGCGUUCGUCGUGUGUUACUUCUCGAUCAAGGAAGAUAAGCAACCAGAAACAGAGGGUUUCCAACCAAUGCAAGAAGUCAAUGGAAGAGACGGAACUACAUUCUCUGACCAGGGGCAAGAUGAAGACAACGACCUUGAGCUUGAAUUCAAACAGUCAGGUGUAUAAAGGAGUCGCCGUCUGUGGGGCUUAGGUUGGCCUCUUGUGUCGAAGCCCUUAGUGUCUCUAGUUUUGAACACUAUUUUGAGAGAAAAGAGGAAAGAGACGUUAAUUUUAAAGGCAAUGGACACGUUUAAAGGAGUCGCUGUCUGUUUAGGUUGCCUCUUGUGUCGAAGCUAUCGGUGCCUCUAGUUUCGAUCAUUGUUAAUGGGAUAGAAAAGUUGAAAGAGAACAGUUUUUAAAAGCGCAUUAAAAUGUUGUGUGGAUGAAGUGAAAAGGGAAGAGUGGAGAAGAUCAGGGCCAAAUAUCGUAAAGCCCCUAUAUAAGCACUCAACUUUGUUUACUCAAUAUCAUUUAUAACAGAAACUGAAACAGGUUACCAGCCAAAAAAAAACCAUCCAGUUUACGUGCACCACUCAAUUUUUGCUCAGCAAAUUUGUCAAGCAGUAUUUUCUAUCAACAGCAUUUAUCGCUGUAACAAGUUCAAUUUUAUGCUUUUAAAAGCAAGGUAUAGGCUUUGGUUUCUGGAACAAUUCGAAUGUUUACAAUAAAACUGCCAAUUUAAUUUCAAAAGGACGGUGGUUGCGUUUUGUAGAUAAUGCCGAAAAUCCGGGGCAGUUUUGUCAAAUCACGUAUAAUAAUCCCCAAUUUGAAUACACAAUCUGGGACAAACGCAGAUUCAAACUCUAGGGCAUAAAAACCGAUAUACUGUUAUAUAUUAACCGCAUUACCUCGAAGUGAAUUGUUUCUCGAAAUGCUUUAUACUAUCGAAAGCUGCUGAUAGCCUUCUCACCAAAAGUUGUUAUUGCCAUGAGAGUGACCAUUAAACGUAUACCCACCCUUAUAGAGAGAAGAUUAUCUCAGGGAAUGUGACAAGUUUAAAAUGAAAAUGAGAUUGGUUUUGGAGAAAUGUCAUUUUCUUAUAUAACUAUCAACACGAUGACAAGACAUUUAUAUUGCCGUGCAAUUUCACAUCCGUUCGACAAUUAUAUACAUAUUUCUAAACGUGGAACUGUUUUAUCUCCAUAUCAAGACACUAUUUCUCGCACAUAAUAAGUUUAUAUUACUAUUUUUGUUUUAUCAUUAGUUUGAUGUAGUUGUCGGCUUAAAGGGAGUUUGUGCGUAAUAUUUUACAAUAGGGAGGUUUCGCACGCUAACGUAUACGCGUACGUUUAGCUAUCCGUAACCUACUUACAUUACAAGCAGGAUAUCAGUGUCGUCUGCAUGACGUCAUAAUGAUGACGUAUCCGUCGCAUUAACCGUAUCCGUUCGAAUGCGAAACAUCCCUCGCAAAUGUUCUUGACUACGAGAUAAACAAUUUUACAUAUAUUUUUUAUGAGUAACUGUUUUUGUUAUGUAACCAUGAAUAUAAUAAAGCAUUUAUUUUAUGUUACUUUA